AGGCCCCGCCCAUUGCUCCGGACCAUGUGGUUCCCAUCGCUCCUGUUGCUGUGUUUUCGAAAGGGUGAGUGAGGAACAGCACUGCCGUGAGUCAAGUGGAUCGGAUGGGUGUUGUUAAUGUGCUGUUAUUUAGCCAUUAGACUAGUUUGUUGCUCUUAUAACGCUCUCCAUGGGCAACUGCAUGGUCACUGACAAGCGCUUUAGCUGCUUUGGUUCGGUGCUCAAAGUGAUUUGGGGAUUCAGUCCCAGUAACGGGUGCUCCUGACAGGUGCGCACAGUGCGCAGAGAAGAUGGGCAGACGUGAGGCACACAGCAGAGGCGCAAUGAACACAAGCGACCGCUCCGAGCUCGGUUGUCUGCGGAACGCGACAUCCAGCGGCCACCGUGCCGGUGAGGAGUCCCCGAGGCCGGGCAGCCGCCGUCCAUGCAGUGCGGAUAAGUGGCAGAGAAACUCAGACACGGAUGUGGUUUGCCCGGCUCCGACUACCACAGCGCCGAUGGAAGUGAAGAAACACCAGCACAAACACAACUUGAAACACCGCUACGAGGUGAUGGAGACUCUGGGGAAAGGCACCUAUGGCAAGGUGAAGAAGGCGGUAGAAAGAGCAAGCCUAAAGACGGUGGCGAUCAAGUCGAUGCGCAAAGAGCGCAUCACCGACGCCCUGGACAGAGUUCACAUCCAGAGAGAGGUUGAGAUCACUGCAUCGCUCAGGCACUCCAAUAUCAUACGCUUCUACGAGGUAUUUGAGAGCCGGGAUAAGAUUGUGAUAGUGAUGGAGUAUGCCAGCAGGGGAGAGCUGUACGAUUACAUCCAGGAGAGGGGGAGACUGCCUGAAACAGAAGCCAGAGGCAUCUUCCGACAAAUCACAUCUGCUGUCCACUUCUGCCACAAGAACGGUGUUGUGCAUCGAGACCUCAAGCUGGAGAACAUCCUUUUAGAUCAAGAGUUUAAUGUUAAGCUGGCGGACUUCGGUCUUUCCAAUCAUUUCCAGAGGGGCACUCUGCUGCAGACGUACUGUGGAAGUCCGCUCUAUGCUGCCCCUGAGAUAGUGAAAGGACUGCCCUACCAUGGGCCAGAGGUGGACUGCUGGGCCCUGGGGGUGUUGCUGUAUGCCCUGGUGUACAGCAGCAUGCCAUUCGAUGGGGCCAGCCUCACCACACUCACAGAGCAGAUCAGCAAAGGUCGCUACCGCAGACCCAACCCCCCCUCAGACGCCUGUGCUCUUAUCGACUGGUUGUUGGCAGUGUGUGUGGACGAGAGGGCUACGAUAGAGGACGUGGCCAACCACUGGUGGGUGAACUGGGGUUUUGAAGAGAGUGUGUGUGACUGCCCUUCAUCUCCACACCAAGAAUGCCCCUCCCCCCUGCUGGCUCGCUACAUUGAUUGGCAGAACCGGGUCGCAGCUACCAGCAGCAUGGCCGUUGACCCAGGGUGCUUAUCCUCGGAUUCCUCUCGCCCAGCCCAGCUCUCUCCUCACUCCUUUUACUUCAGCUUCCCUCUGAAGAGCGAUCAUGCAGGAGGUGGAGGAGUAGGAGGAGGAGGGGCCCGUGGAGGAAUGUCAAGUCUGAGGAAGUCACGCAAGGAGAAUACAAUUCCCCAGACUGCACUGGGAGCUUGUGGUGGUGCCUCCUCUGCUGCGAUUUCCUCCCCUUCCACCAUUGAAAGAAAGAAACCCAAAGGCAUUCUGAAACCCCAGAGGAGUUUUGACUUCGUCUUUCACAGCCCUCCCAAAGAAAACUCUUCCUCCCAAUCGUGUAACGCUGCUCCCCAGCCUUUUCGAACACAUACACUUACCCACACACAUGCUGAUGUCCUGUCCAGCAGCCUGCCGGCUCCCUCUACAUUCAGUCAGCCCUCAUCAAAAAUGCCCAAGAAGGGAAUACUGAAGAACUUGUAUGGAGGGGAGUCGGGUUGUGUCUCAUCUUUAGACAGAAGGAAUCCUGAAGCAGAAGUUAAAGAGGGUGGUGAUGUAGGUGAUUUGUGCUCCAACAAACCUCACACUUGUCUCCCAGCGGCAGAAGACAGCCCCACCAUGCGUACAGAGGCGGUAAGAAGAAGGAAGGGGAUUCUGAAACGUAACGGCAAGUUCUCGCGCAGUCUGGAUCUUCCUGAUGACCACUGCUCAGGCCACACAAUAUUCCCCGAGGUUCUGCAGCAGUUCCUCCAGGCAAAAGGGGACGCCGAGGGGCAUCCCAGUCGCCCCUCCAGUGUGGUGAGCGAGGAUAGCCUCUUCUCCUCCGAUUCUUUUGACCUACUAGACCUCAGCACCCAGUCGAGGCGCAGGAUCUUUUGCCGGGCGAUGCAGCACAGCGCCUUCAGCUCUGAGGAGGACCUGGAGCAGCUGAGAGCUGAGGCAGAUAGAGUUGGUGAAGAUGGAGAAGGACAGAAGGAAAUGCUCACAUAAAUCUAAGGAACAAUGGAAACAUUAGUGUGAUGAAGAACUGGGUUGAUUAAACACCAGUUUUUUGUUUCACUUUUCUGUAACAAUCAGUGCCUGUCAUCUUGAAAAGACUUUAAUAAACUCUGGAAUGGUUGUAUCUUGAGAACAAGGACUACCAUGCAUUAUACUGUCAAUGCUAGGAAACAUUUUUAGGCAUAUUUGUCCGUAUUGAAUGAUAAAUUAAACUUGUUCUUGCCAUUUCAGUUAUAUUCUAAAUGUGAGGCAAUGCAAAAAGUGACACCUAAAGGGGAUCCAGUGUCUGUCAAAGAGCAGAGAUGGGACCUGAAUGUGGAAUAAUGGACUCUCUGUAUAAUGAACUCACUCUGAGUCACCUCACCUGUACCUGCAAUAGAUCCACUUUUUAGAUUUUACGGCAGAUUUCUGUUCAGGCGUAGGCAUGGGCCGGUAUGAGAUUCUGACGAUAUGAUAAUAACCUUCAUCAAAAAAUAUCAUGGUUUUACGUUAUUUGGGUAUUUUAAUUACAGCUCUUCAUGUAUUAUUUUUUUUAAAUGUCUGGUAAAAAACUAAAACUUUUUUUUACAUUGGACACAAUGUAUUUCAUUUUGAAACAUACUGCACACUGGCAGGGAGAGGGAUUUCUAAACUGUUUAGAAAAAAACAGCACAUACUGUACCUGAGGAACGGUAUGAUACAUUUUAGUGGUUUUGAAACUGUGACUUUUUCAAACCGUGGUAUACCUUGAAACCAGUAACCAGCUCAUGCCUAUUCAGAUCCUUGAAAAUCUGAGUCGGGAUGCUGAAAUAGAAAUAGAAAUUGAAAUAUAACCAAGUACAAUCUUACAUAUGGGAAUCCGCUAUUAGUAUAGCGUAUAACUUAGCUGAGGUAGAAAAGUCGGUGUAUCGACAAAAGCUAAACGCAACUAAGUGUAAUAAAAACAGACUUUAUGAAUAAAUUAUGCCAUAGAUGAAGCAUGUGAGACAUAAACAUCAGAUCUGUGUGAACUGAUGUAAAGACUAACGUUUCUCAAACUAACACAUAAAAACAAACAUAGAUGACAGAUUGAAUUGCUUUCCACCGUUUGAGGUUUUGACUGGCAUUCUUCUAACUGCAUAAUCUUCUCGUGCCCUCUUCUUCUGCAAUGGUUUUGAUGGCACUUUUAACUGUUUAUCUUGAUGUUCUCAAUUCCUAAUAUUUACGUAAUGGGAUAAAAUGCACAUUAACUUAAUUUUGUUUUGCCAAUAUCCGGAAAUCUGGAAACGUUUGCGGUUAAGUUUACAUUUAACAAAUGGGUCAUAAGACACUAUCAUGUAGUUGCAAACAGAUAUAUGGACAUUAUCAUGUGUUUUUUUGCACACUAGAGGAGUUAUUUGUCUGACUAUAUAUUAAUAAAUGCCUAAAAUUGCAUGUAUGUGCUGUAAACCAUUUAUUAAAUGUGUAUGUACUGCUUAUAACUGCUAAAUAGGGGGAGUUUAAGUUAAGCAUAACAAAUUUCAUCACAUUAUUGAGUAUAUUUAUACAAAACAGUAAUGUACUCUGCACAUCUUUUGCACCAACAGACACAGUGUGAAUAGCAGAUGGAUCACAUUGCUUUUUAUCGU
Messenger RNA from Etheostoma cragini (Arkansas darter), 4000 nucleotides. RefSeq names its product NUAK family SNF1-like kinase 1. The coding region runs from base 291 to 2405 and encodes 704 amino acids. Gene Ontology annotation, cellular component: cytoplasm. Gene Ontology annotation, molecular function: ATP binding; tau-protein kinase activity; protein serine/threonine kinase activity. The record is from RefSeq and is a predicted model, not a curated record. Gene Ontology annotation, biological process: protein phosphorylation; intracellular signal transduction; microtubule cytoskeleton organization. NCBI's taxonomy places the organism in Eukaryota, Metazoa, Chordata, Actinopteri, Perciformes, Percidae. The transcript has 7 exons.